UAUUUUGUCGACUUCCAAGCUCUGUGAUUUCUUCUCCAGUCUUUGGAAGAUUCAAAGAGCGUACGCUGCCCUUCGUGGACUUUUAAAGUUUUCUAAAUUUCAGAGGCAGAGCUUAUUACUUUUGCGUGGCUGAGGAAAGCUUCCUAUCUCCCUUUCUCUCUCUGCUCUUUUGUUGUGAGCAAAAGUGGAAGAUAUAAACCUGCGCACUCUUCCCCUUCUCCUCUCUUUCUCUGACUCUCUGUCUCUCUUCGGGGACCUCUAUCUUGGUCUGUGCUGCUUCUAACUGCCUUGAAGGAAAAUUGAUUGCUGUGAUUUAUCGACUAUUGCAUAAGUGAAAGCCAUCUUGUUGCUUCCAGUCUGGCACAAUUGAAAGUUAUGUCGACCCAUAAGCAGAGGUUUUGGAAUCUUUAGAGCUGACGGUUGCUAGGCAUUGAAAGCUUGUAAGUGUGUGCCUUUGGCAGUAAUGACUUGUUUCUCUUUCUUGUCAAGAAAGAAGAAAUCUUCUUCAGCUAGAGGAACUGUUCAAUUUGGUGAAGAGGUUUCAGGCAUCCAGAAUGUUAUGCUGUACACUUAUAGAGAACUGAAAAAUGCUACGGAUGAUUUUGAUCAAGCAAAUAAAAUAGGGGAAGGGGGGUUUGGUUCUGUCUACAAGGGAAGGCUUAAAGAUGGCAAGGUUGUUGCUAUCAAGGUACUAUCGGCCGAAUCAAGGCAAGGUGUUCGGGAGUUCCUGACAGAGUUACAAAUGAUAUCAGAUAUAGAGCAUGAAAACUUAGUCAAGCUGUAUGGUUGUUGUGUUGAAGGAAUCCAUAGAAUUUUGGUUUAUGGCUACCUGGAGAAUAAUAGUCUUUCACAGACUCUCCUUGGAAGCCACAGUAGCAUCCAGUUUGAUUGGAAAGCACGUUAUAAAAUUUGUAUUGGUAUUGCUCGUGGGCUAGCAUUUCUUCAUGAGGAAGUUCAGCCUCAUAUUGUUCAUAGAGAUAUCAAAGCAAGCAAUAUCCUCCUUGAUAAUGACCUCAAUCCCAAAAUUUCAGACUUUGGUCUCGCGAAGCUUAUUCCAGUCAACAUGACACAUGUUAGUACACGUGUUGCCGGAACAAUAGGUUAUUUGGCACCUGAAUAUGCAAUACGGGGACAAUUAACACGCAAAGCAGAUAUUUAUGGAUUUGGGGUUCUCCUCCUUGAAAUAGUAAGUGGCAGAUGUAACACCAACACACGAUUACCAGUUGGAGAACAAUAUCUUCUUGAAAGGACAUGGGUGUUACAUGAGCGGGGGGAGCUUGUGGGGCUGGUUGACACAUCAUUGAACGGGAUUUUUGAUGCUGAGGAAGCAUGCAGGAUCUUGAAGAUUGGCCUUCUGUGCACCCAGGAUGCACCUAAGCUCCGGCCAGCAAUGUCAACUGUGGUCAAGAUGCUAACAGGUGAGGUGAAUGUUGAUGGCUUGAAGAUAACGAGGCCAGGUCUUAUCUCUGAUUUCAUGGAUCUCAAAGUCGGAGCCCAGAAAGGGAAGACUCAUGCGAAUUUUACCUCUUACACGGGAUCGUCUGGAUCAGACAAGGUGGAUAAUUCAUCCUUCUUGUCAGAAACCACCAAUACCACCUAUAACAACAGCACAAUUGCCACCAUGACCUUCAACUCCAUCUAUGAAAGAAGCAACUGAGAGAAGUCAUCACUACAAUGGAUGUUCAUUCUUUUCCUUUCCUGCAGGUUUUCCAGGUUUCUUGUGAUAUGUAAAUUUUGUGUUAGCCCAUUUAUCAUUUGUUGUUCAUUUUUAAUUUGAUUACUGUGGUCUUUAUAGGAAGGUAAAAUUUUGUAAAUGAGGACUAUUUGAUGUGUCAAAUGUGUAUUCACUUCAGACAUGUCAAGAUUUGUAAAGUACCAUGUCUUUCUAUUAUUAUUCAGAGGUGAAAAGAAAUUUGUAGAAUGAA
Macadamia integrifolia is the source of this 1925-nucleotide messenger RNA. RefSeq names its product cold-responsive protein kinase 1-like. Gene Ontology annotation, molecular function: ATP binding; protein kinase activity. The transcript is spliced from 8 exons. NCBI's taxonomy places the organism in Eukaryota, Viridiplantae, Streptophyta, Magnoliopsida, Proteales, Proteaceae. The record is from RefSeq and is a predicted model, not a curated record. Gene Ontology annotation, biological process: protein phosphorylation. Bases 464 to 1657 code for a protein of 397 amino acids.